Messenger RNA from Selaginella moellendorffii, 1311 nucleotides. RefSeq lists its product as uncharacterized. The coding region runs from base 27 to 1100 and encodes 357 amino acids. Lineage: Eukaryota; Viridiplantae; Streptophyta; Lycopodiopsida; Selaginellales; Selaginellaceae. The transcript has 7 exons. The record is from RefSeq and is a predicted model, not a curated record.
GAUCGUCCAUUUCCUAUGGAUGAGCUAUGGCGGUCAUUAGUGCGUUCCUUCCCAUUCCGCCACUUUGCUCGCGACGACGAUCAUGUCAAAUAUUUCGAGAAAGGCGCCAUGCAGCAGCUCGAGCAUCCAAGAAGUCCUGCAUUGUAGGGGCGCUCGUCAUCGAUGGGCCUUGCGCCAAUCCCCAAACCCUCGAGGAUUCGAUCGAUCAGGCUAGAGAAGCAAUCCAAAGAGCCGUGGACGAUGGCAAGAAAACGCAGCAGCUAGAGCUUCUACUCCCGGUGAACCAGCGAGAAUUUAAUUUUCUCGACACGGAGCCGAGGGACUAUCCUUGUGGUGUUGGAGAGGAAUUCCAGGCUUGCAGCAAAAUGGUCACCGCAAUUUUUUGUGGAAUGCAAGAAGGCCAAGCAGUGGAUUCACGAAGAAUUGGCGAAGUUGAGAACGAGAUGGAUCCAGUCGGAUUAAUCUAUCCUUCGUCGAAGACCAUUGCAGCCGUUGUUUUUCCUAUAGCUGAGACACUCAACCAGAUUAGAUCUUUGGUCAAGAGCGAUCCAACAAGGCCACUUCUUCUGGUAAAUCCACAGUGGAAAGCAUCGGGCCAAGUUGUUUCGGACUUUGGAUUUGGACCAUGGAAAAGGAAAGCUGAGGAAUUCUUGGAAAAUUUCGAGAGAGUCUACAGCCUCAUUGAGCAACGAAUCGGAGAAGCCUCAAACGUUACAUCCUCUUCCACUGGAGGAGUGGUCCGGCUUCUAAAAUGUUAUUCCUACGACUGGCACGUAUACUUGAUGUCCUGGGAUGGAAACAGCGAGCUCCUUGGAAAGUUUCCAAACCAGCCGACGUAUAAAGAGCUUGAAAGCCUCGUUUCACAGGCACGAAAGGCAAUGCCAUGGAAAGCACCUCCAAGGAUGCUUGGUGGCUCAGAGCCAGCACCACCUCCACUGCCGAAAUCUCUUUCAGCGCCACUCACAGCCGAUGAGAUUGAUGCUAUGGAGGCAGCGGCAGUGAGGCGUGCAUUGAUCGCCCUGGGCCAGCCAUCAUCCGGAAGAAUCUCUACUCUGAGAGAAAGAUUGAAAGAAGCUCAGCUCCAAAGACCGUCAGCCUAAAACCUUUGCGUUUUUUUAACAAGAGCUUUACGUACACUAUAUAUCAGCUCUCGAGGAAGAUAACAGUGGAAGACCAAGCGCAACGAUGGAGUAAGGCGGCAGUGAGAGUUCCAUGUCGGUUGCCGCGCUAAGGAACAAGCUCGUUAUAGGCACCACCUGUAAAAAAUUCUCUAUUGCUCGAUCGUGAAUAGAAUGGACUUGGCUUACCUUG